AGGAACUUGGAAGGAAGGAAGGGCGCGCCGCCCUCUCAGUGUCACUGUUUCAGCUGUUCGAAUGGCUUCCAUCUACCAUUUACCAGCUCCUUUGCUGGAGAGAAUCCUGCUGUCUGAUAUUCGGGACAGAUUGGGAAGCUCAACUCCAGCGACACCCCAGGCCAUGCUGGUGCGGCUGAAGACAGUUUGUAGGAUGUUUAAGGAAGCACUAGGUAAUGUCUUGCUUUGGCAUAUCGGCAAUGCCAGGGAUGAGAUGCUCUUUCACAAGGAUGCAAUAGAGACCUGGCGUGCAAGACCGCUUGAGGAGGUCAGAUUGGACAUCCGGUAUGAGGGGGUGGACAUUGGCUUGGUGUGUCAGACGGCUUUAUUAUUGAACUUUCAAACUCUGAGGAAGUUCCAGCUGAACAUUUCGACAGAGGAUUGGGAGGCACGCCAGCCGGAGUGCUGGGAGCUGCUGUUCUUCACACUAGCAAGCUGCAAGCGCCUGGAGGAGCUGGUGUUGGAUGCAAGGGCGGGUUACUGGGGUGUAAAUUACUUCAACCUAGCGGUUCUGGAUUUCAGCCCCACAUCUAUUGGGGUGUUUGAGAAGCUGGAGCAACUCUGGCUGCUAGGUUGCUCCCUUCCCCCUGCCACACUCAAGGGACUGCUCAAGGUCAAGCACUUAGUCCUCCAUGACUGGAUGGAUGCUGAAGAGGGUAUUUUCCGGGAACCCAACAACGAGCUACAAAGCUCAAUCAAGAUAGUCGGAUGGAGGGCAAUCCAUGCUUCGUCCUGUUUGUGUGAGAAAGAAAUGGUGGAAGCACGCCAGAUCGACCACGCUGUAGUUCGGCAGGUGCUGAAACGGACACGGCCAAAACAUUUUUUUGCUCACAACAUUGGAAUGGAGAUCGACCGCCAGUUUCUGCGAGCUUUGAAAGACGAGUUUCCGCAGUUGCUAGUGACGUUGAGAAAGUGGUAA
Molecule: messenger RNA, 958 nt
Organism: Klebsormidium nitens
Lineage: Eukaryota; Viridiplantae; Streptophyta; Klebsormidiophyceae; Klebsormidiales; Klebsormidiaceae
Source: the annotation of a GenBank genome assembly